AUGCGCUCCCCGGUACCAAUCCUCGUCUCUUGCCUCACGCUCCUGGUCGCAGCGGCCAGUGGGUUGUCCUUCUCGAUAUGCGGCACCAACCCGCCUCCAGAGCGGUUCCAGGGCACGCACCGAGAACUUGCCUCCCUCAGCAAGCGCUUCGAGAGUGGAAACACCGCCAACCCGCGUGUCAACAAGACCGUGGACACGUACAUACACGUGGUUGAGGUUCCGGGGUAUUCCAUUAAUAACCUGAGCGAAGACCGCGUCAACUUGCAGAUCAAGGUGCUCAACCAAGGCUUCGAAAAUACAGGCUUCCAGUUCAAGCCUCGAGAGCCGCCCCUGAGCAUUAAUGAUGAGAAUGUAGGCGGCUGGGCGAGGUAUCCCGAGGAAAUAAUCGAGCAAGGCGAGGAUAUGUGGCCUGCCCUCGACGGUGUCGUGGUUGCCGCGUACAGCGUGCCGCAUCAUGAGUCUCUGUCGGGGCUAAAUGACAAGAGGUGGAGCCUGGGCAGGACGACCAUCCAUGAGGUCGGCCACUGGCUCGGGCUGAUGCACCCCUUCGACAACGGGGGGUGCAGCGGCGAGAACGACCGCGUCAACGACACGGCGCCGUGCAUGGGGCCGGGGGAGUACGACCUCUACACGUGCGACGAGAAUCGUCGCUCGUGCGGCAACCAAUCCGAGCCAGAUCCCGUCCACAAUUACAUGUACUAUUCGUCCGACGAGUGCGGAGUCGAGUUCACGCCGGGCCAGAUCCAUCGGAUGCACCGCGAAUGGGACAAGUUCCGGGUUCCAGCAGUGCCCGGGACGCUGAAGCCCAUUGAGCCCGUGCACUUUGCCAGCAAGCCGUUACCAUACUACCCGCCGCCGAGCGACAGCCCGCUGCGCGUGUCCAUGCUGUGCGAGCCGGACGAGGACGGGUAUGUGGCCGAGCUGCGCGAGGAAUACUGCGGUUCCAACUCGUUCUGCCACCGGGCCCUCUGGAAGUGGGGCGCGGGCGGAAAGAACUACACCGACAUCGGAGAGUGCCUAGCCGAGCGCAUGAAGAUGAGCGAUGAGUAA
Hirsutella rhossiliensis is the source of this 1050-nucleotide messenger RNA. Its product is annotated as pregnancy-associated plasma protein-A domain-containing protein. The record is from RefSeq and is a predicted model, not a curated record. Gene Ontology annotation, molecular function: metallopeptidase activity. The coding region runs from base 1 to 1050 and encodes 349 amino acids. Lineage: Eukaryota; Fungi; Ascomycota; Sordariomycetes; Hypocreales; Ophiocordycipitaceae. The transcript is spliced from 4 exons.